Molecule: messenger RNA, 2526 nt
Organism: Physeter macrocephalus (sperm whale)
Lineage: Eukaryota; Metazoa; Chordata; Mammalia; Artiodactyla; Physeteridae
Gene: C20H10orf71
Product: chromosome 20 C10orf71 homolog
Exons: 1
Coding region: 16-1704 (562 amino acids)
Biological process (GO): positive regulation of calcineurin-NFAT signaling cascade
Cellular component (GO): Z disc
Source: RefSeq, a predicted model, not a curated record
GUGAUAAAACCCAUCAUGCUGCCCCUCCUGAGAUCCAUGUCCUCAGAGUCCCUGCUGGGCAAUGGCCACAAAGAAGAGGAACUGCCAAGGCCAGGCUGGGGCAGGGAUGCUGGUCUUUGUGCCCCCGAGAGCCAGGAAAUGCCCAGCACUCUGACACCCGCCAGCGUGCAAGGCACACACUUGAAGGGGGCGGCCUGUGAGGAUAUGGAGGACUACGGGUGCGGUCCCAGCGCAGCCAGGCCAGAGACCUCCCAGGCAGCCCCAAAGAGGUAUGUCCCAUUUCCUCCACUCACAGGAGAGGGCCAAGGGUUGAAGCCACCCCGAGAGGCCGUACAUAAAGUCGUGGCGAACAAGGGCAAGAGCAGUUCCAUAGACCAGGGGAAGCUGGAAGCUCCAAGGUGCAUCCCCACGAUUGCUUUGCCAGAAGGCAACCUAGAAGACCAGCCACCCCUACAGAAGCUUGGAACCUGUUGGGAAGAGCAGGCGCAAGGCUUCCAAAGUCACUUUUUGUCUACACCCAGAGCACGGCCCCCGGGGAGAAGACUGGUCCCUGGUGAGCUAGCAGCUUCCCCCAACGCCAGCUCCCUGGAAGAGAACAGUGCAUGCUCCCCUGCCACCAGCAGCAUUUGGGAUGAUGCUUACCAGGCCCCCAGUGAGCCCAGCCUGCUGCCAGGGGAGCCUCCCCGCAGCAGCCCCUGGGCCAGCGCCCGCCCUGGCAGGGUGGCCCACAGGGAGGACCUGACACAUGCCCUCACGUGGGAGCCUGGCUCCGACCCCCAACUGGAGCCAUCAGCAGAAGACCUCAGGACACUUUCUCCGAGAGGCUCGUUGUUGGACGUGGCCACCAGCUCAGCUGGCCUCCUGGAGAAGCCAGAGCCUCCUGCUCAGCUGGAGAGGGCGGCUGGCAAGCCACCAGCAGUCCCACCCAAAACAGAGAAGGCCCUGCGGCGGGCCAAGAAGCUGGCGAGCAAGAGGAGAAAGACCGACCAGCCACAGGGAAAGCAGGGUGAACGCCGGGAGGAAAAGCUGUACCCUGAGGACUCAGAGCGUAGGCCACCAUCCCCCGGAGAGAGGCCCCCAGCCAGGUUCCCCAUGGUCCGUUCCCUACCCCCUCCCGUGUGCCGCCACUCAGUGUCUGCCUUCUCAGAGCCGAUCCCGAGGCGGCCUGGGGGGUCCCAGUCCCUUACACCCCUGUCCCCUUACCCUGCCACCCAGAAGGUCCUCCAAGACCCCCAAUCUGGAGAGUACUUUGUCUUCGAUCUGCCGCUCCAGAUGAAAAUCAAGACCUUCUAUGACCCAGAGACGGGCAAAUACGUCAAGGUCUCCAUCCCCUCCUCUGAGGGGGGUUCCCCCGAGCCAAGCCCGCCGGAUGCCCUUGCUGCUCCCUACGUGCUGUACCCGGGCUUCCGGCCCCUGCCCGUGACAGCCUUGGUGCCCCUGCGGUGCUCCUCUCAGCUCUCUGCCCCCACCUUCCUAAGGCAGCGGCCUCACACCGCCGAGGCAGCUGGCCCCAGGCCCCAGAGCGCCCAAGAUGCUGGCCUGCAGCUGGCCUCAGAGCCUCCCAGUGACCCCACCCAGCACUCUGCAGGCCAGUGCCCGAAGGGGCGCCCCCAGAGCCCAGGGGAGGAGGUGGGAGAUGCUCCAAGCCUGGAUAUCGUCUGCACUAACGACCUAGAGGACUUUGCCAUGGAAGGCAUUUCUUGAGAAUCACAGCAGACUAACCCACCCCCCCGAUAAACCCAGAAGAGCUUACUUCUCCCUCCCCCAGAACAAUCACACACACACACACACACACACACACACACACACACACACACACACAUCAACUCAUACUCAGCCAUUUGAGAUCCCUAAAGUUUCAAAGGAAGUGGGGACCCUCAGAAAACCCGACCUGCAGGGCUCCGCAAGGCUGCCCUCCCUGGGAGGGUGCUGCUCUGCUCUCCUAACAAGUCCCUUCUGAACCCCUUCCUGGAUCCAGGAUCUGCUCCACUUCUUUUCUCCGCCCCUCCCUGCUCCCUGUUCUCCCCUGGCCCUGCCACCAGGGUGGGUCCAGCCUGAUUCCCUAACAAGCUGUUCCCACCAGCAUUCCACCCACUCCUCCUCAAGGGUCGGCUCCCACAGUGAGCAAACCCCAGGGCCCCCAGAAGCACUGCGUCGCGCUGAGCCCUGCCCGGCCAGCAGACCGCCCAGUACACCCCCUCCUAGGUCAGGUGUGGCACACGGUGGCCACCCCACCCUCGCUCAGACCCAGCAGCCCUUUCCAGCUCACCUUAGGGGGGAAAUGGCUGACGGCUGAACCAAGGCAAUCUUGCAGAAAUGUUUAAUAGAAUGGGUUUGAAUAGAAUGUUCAAACUUUGUUUGAAUAGAAUGGGUUUUCUUUACUGAGGAAACUUUCCUCUGAAGGCUAUUUUCUGAUCACCUUGUAAAAAGUGAAACAAGUUUGCAGAUGCGGUUCUGUCUGUGGACUCCUGUCUUUCUUCUGUGGGCAGUGGUGGGUCUGUGCUGCUGAGUAAAGUGUCGUGCCUU